Molecule: messenger RNA, 1347 nt
Organism: Aspergillus pseudonomiae
Lineage: Eukaryota; Fungi; Ascomycota; Eurotiomycetes; Eurotiales; Aspergillaceae
Gene: pex7
Product: putative peroxisome biosynthesis protein (Peroxine-7)
Exons: 2
Coding region: 113-1180 (355 amino acids)
Biological process (GO): protein import into peroxisome matrix
Cellular component (GO): cytosol; peroxisomal matrix
Molecular function (GO): protein binding
Source: RefSeq, a predicted model, not a curated record
UAUGAUCUUUCAUCGCAGUCGCUAAUCUACUAUCACCACUUUCUCCUCCUCUACCUCCUUACCUCCUUGUGACAUCAACAGUGUGGUUUCGCCCUGGACCAUUCCCAGAACCAUGCUGCAUUUUCGCACGGAGGGCUAUAACGGCUGUGCGGUUAAGUACUCCCCGUUCUUCGAUAACCGGCUGGCCGUCGCCGCGUCGGCCAACUUUGGACUCGUGGGAAAUGGACGGAUGUACAUUUUGGAGUUAACUCCAAACGGAAUUGUACCCGUGAAAUGGUUUACCACCCAAGACUCGCUCUACGACCUUGCAUGGUCUGAGAUUCACGAAAACCAAGUUCUUACAGCCUCCGGGGACGGUAGUAUUAAGUUGUUCGAUUGCAACCUGAGCGACUUCCCUGUCCAGAAUUGGAAGGAACAUAACCGCGAGGUCUUCAGUGUGCACUGGAAUCUCGUCGCGAAAGACCGUUUCUGCUCCAGUAGCUGGGAUGGUACUGUGCGCGUCUGGACCCCCGAUCGUCCGCAUUCUCUCGUCACUCUUCCUACACACAGCUGCACUUACUCCGCAUCCUUCUCGCCACAUUCUCCCGACAUCCUUUCCUGUGUUACGUCCGACUCUUACGUCCGUCUGUUUGACCUUCGAACUCCGGCUUCCGCCUCCAACCACCUCACUCUCCAGAUCCCCAUCCAUGCGGCCCCAGUAUCUCCGAUUCCUGGUAAACCGGGUGUUCCACCGGCCGCCUGUCCUCCUUCCGAAGCUCUGACACAUGACUGGAAUAAAUAUCGACCUUCUAUCCUGGCCACCGCGGGCGUGGAUCGGACGAUUCGCACUUUCGACAUUCGUGCCCCGCAGCAGGGCCCACAAACCGUGAUGGUCGGACACGACUACGCCAUCCGCAAGGUCUCCUGGUCGCCACACUUAUCUAAUGUUCUCCUUAGUGGAAGCUACGACAUGACCUGUCGUGCAUGGAACGACCAAUCCCCCCCUGGAGUCGUUGGGGAUGUCGACUCGAUGCGGGCGGGUCCUAGUCCAACGAUGGGAGUGGAGAUGGGUCGAAUGGCGCGUCAUACAGAGUUCGUAACAGGAGUCGACUGGUGUAUGUUUGGAAGUGAGGGAUGGUGUGCCAGUGUGGGAUGGGACGAAAGUCUGUAUGUGUGGGAUGUCCGGGCAGUCAUGGGAUAGACGCCCAUCUGAUUUUGGAUGACCCGUCUUGGUUUAUUUCUUCCUUCUGUAUUGGAUAUUAGAUUGCAUGAUACCAUUUCCUGGCAGCGAUUGAUUGGCCUGUCGGAUAUUGAAUACUUUAUGACUACGAUUCUGGUUAUUAAGUACUGUUGUCACUUGGGGUAUAG